This is a messenger RNA of Penicillium diatomitis, 777 nucleotides long. Its product is annotated as nucleolar protein 16. The record is from RefSeq and is a predicted model, not a curated record. Gene Ontology annotation, cellular component: nucleolus. The coding region runs from base 1 to 777 and encodes 258 amino acids. NCBI's taxonomy places the organism in Eukaryota, Fungi, Ascomycota, Eurotiomycetes, Eurotiales, Aspergillaceae. The transcript has a single exon. Gene Ontology annotation, biological process: ribosomal large subunit biogenesis.
AUGGGCAAGAUCCUCCAAAAGAAAAAGGCGCGCUCUGGUCUUUCCAAGGCCAAGGCCAAGAACAACCGCCUGAAGAAUGGCAACAAGAAAAUUAACGUGCUGGGCAAUCAAAUUAUCGCCCAGAAUUGGUUUGUUCACUCUCGGAUAUCUCGAGGAGAAAGCACGGGGUUGCUAACAAAAACCUCGAUCAAUGUUCUCAGGGACCGUGACUUGACUCUUACGCAAAACUAUAAAAGACUCGGUCUCCUGCACAAGUUAAAUGCUCCCACCGGUGGCAAGGAACGUAUACCCGGACGCAACGACCUCGAGGAAAAGUCAAACUCGCUCCACAUCAACGGCAGUGCCGUCGACGCAGCGACGCAUAUUGAUGUCGGCGAGACAAAGGUCGAGCGCGACCCCGAGACCGGGAAAAUUCUCCGAGUCAUCCACGAUGUCGACGAGAUCGAAGUCGCAGGCAAGAAGCGACCACGCGCAAACCCGCUCAACGAUCCAUUGAAUGAUCUUUCGGAUAACGAGGACGUCGCCAUCAAGGCCAUGCCCGCAUCGAAGGUGGUGCAACAGUUGGAGCGUCAGGCCGAUUUGGAGGGCGUCGGAGAGAAGGCCAAAAAGCCCCGCCACCAGAGCACACGUGAGGGCGAAUGGAUCUCACGGCUGAUUGAGAAGCAUGGCGACAAUUUGUCGGCCAUGGCUCGGGAUCGCAAGUUGAACCCUAUGCAGCAAUCAGAGGGCGAUAUUCGCAGGAGAAUCAACAAGUGGAAGAAAAGCCAGCAGGCAUAA